UCUCCACUCUCCAGUGUCAGCCCAAGGCCAACUCUCUCUCUCUCCCUCUCUCCAUCAUCUUUUUCAUUAAAAGAGAAAGAGAUAAAAAGAAGGAAGAAUGAGGCCGGGAGCCGAGAUGAACGCGAACGGAGGAGCGGAGAUGGCAGCACCGCCGCCGGGGCCUCACUCGGCAUGGCACUCGCCGGUGCCGUACCUCUUUGGGGGGUUGGCGGCGAUGCUGGGUCUCAUCGCCUUCGCCCUCCUCAUCCUUGCCUGCUCUUACUGGAAGCUCUCUGGCUACCUCGAGAGCGGUGAUGGCGAUGUUGAGAACCCGGGCGGUGACGGGAAGCCCAGCGCCAACCCCGCCGCCAAGCCGCCGGAAAGCUUCGAGCCGCGGAUUGUGGUCAUCAUGGCCGGCGACGAGAAGCCCACCUUCCUCGCCACACCCAUUUCCAGCCGCGCCGCCGCCUCCGCCAACGGAGCUGUUGACACCGCCAGGAGCGAGAGCGUUGCUGACGUGAAGAAGCCGGAAAGCACGGUAACCGCACGGGGCAGUGAGCCGACACGGAACCACAGGGUUGAUGGCGAGCGCAACCACCCAGGCGAAGGCCAGAACCAAGAGCAGUGAAAUUUUUCUCUUUUUUUUUCACUUUUUUCUUUCUUUUUGGUUGGAGAGGAUUUGGAGUUAAAAAAAAAAAAAAAAAAACAAAAGAAGAAGCAAGAGGAAACUGUUUAAGUAGGGAUUGUAAAUUUUUGAGUUAGCUGGGAAAGGAGAAAGAUUAAUUCUCUCAA
This is a messenger RNA of Elaeis guineensis (African oil palm), 771 nucleotides long. RefSeq names its product protein GLUTAMINE DUMPER 2. Gene Ontology annotation, biological process: regulation of amino acid export. The record is from RefSeq and is a predicted model, not a curated record. NCBI's taxonomy places the organism in Eukaryota, Viridiplantae, Streptophyta, Magnoliopsida, Arecales, Arecaceae.